AUGAGCAAGAGGAAGUUGACAUGGUUUGUGAAUGAAGGUCAUGUGGAAGGAUGGGAUGAUCCGCGCUUCCCGACUGUACGUGGAGUGAUGCGUAGGGGUAUGACGGUGGAGGGACUACGACAGUUUAUCAUUGCUCAAGGUGGAUCACGUUCGGUCGUAAUGAUGGAAUGGGAUAAAAUUUGGUCUUUUAACAAGAAAGUCAUUGACCCCGUGGCCCCAAGAUACACAGCUCUUGACUGUGCAUCACUCGUCCCUGUUUUUAUCUCAACUCCAGUUACGGUCGAGGAAGUACAGGUUCCUCUUCAUCCGAAGAGUGUUGGCUCAAAACCCAUAUGGCGGAGCGCAAAGCUAUUAGUAGAGCAAGCCGACGCUCGUGAAAUGAAAAGUGGCGAUACAGUUACCUUUGUUAACUGGGGAAACAUCAAGAUUUCCUCAGUCGAAAGAGACAAGGAAACAGUGACGCAGAUAUACGCAGUUUUGGAUCUAGCAAAUCAGGACUUCAAGAAAACUAUGAAGGUGACGUGGAUAGCGGAAGCCGAGGCUCCUAGCGCAGCGCUUAUUCCAGUGGUCACUGUAGACUAUGAUCAUAUUAUCAGUAAAGCUAUAAUUGCCAAGGAGGAUGACUGGAAGAACUACAUCAACUAUGAUUCCGUGGUAAGUUCUCAUUCAUAUGGUGUCUCAGCCCAACGACUAACCACCUCGGUUAUGCUGGUCAGGCUAUUCUAGUC
Cylicostephanus goldi is the source of this 728-nucleotide messenger RNA. The record is from the annotation of a GenBank genome assembly. NCBI's taxonomy places the organism in Eukaryota, Metazoa, Nematoda, Chromadorea, Rhabditida, Strongylidae.